GUUUGGAGAAUGUCGUAAGAAAUUCCGUAUUGUUCCGAUCAAAUUGUUUAAUGACCUCUCACAAGAAGUUUUCUCUGUUUAUCUUUAUGGAAUUUCUGUACAAAUAGUGCAAAAAAUCGCUGGAAAAUGCGUUUAACAAGUCAACUACUGAGAAAGGUUCAUGACCUUUCGAUAAAAUACUCCAAUUUCCCAGAAUCUUACGUGAAACGAGCAAUGGAGCAGGUUUAUUGGAAGACCCCAAAUGAGCCAAAUUACCAACAGAAGGUCAUUGAGAAGCGGAGAUUUCGUUUCACCACAAACCGUCCGUGGACAGGACAGUUCCGGCAGCAAAAUCUUCCUCGAACAUCCCGGAAGAAGGUUUUCAUUGAACCCAUUGCCGAGUGGUCGUUCUUCCGUGGGGAUCGUGUUGAAGUGCUCGUGGGGCGUGAUAAAGGAAAACAAGGAAUUGUCAAGCAGUUAAUUCCCGAGAGGAAUUGGGUGUUGGUUGAGGGAUUAAACUGCCACAUGCGGAAGGUUGGCGGAGAAGGAGAAUAUCCGGGAAUUUAUAUCAAGUCAGAAGCUCCCCUUCUCGUAACGAAUCAAGUAAAACUCGUUGAUCCAGCUGAUCUUCAGGCAACGGAAAUUGAGUGGAGGUACACGGAGGAAGGAGACAAGGUGCGUGUAUCCACGAGAACGGGCAGAAUUGUUCCCAUUCCCAAGGAGCACGAAGAGACGCAUGACUACAAGUCUCGGGGAACGUACAUGGAGAAGGAUAAGGACACCCCAGCAAAAGUUGUGGAGGAGAUCACAUUCAAGCCCUCCCUGCAGACCUUUGAGAUGGAAAUCAUGAAAGAAAUGGGAAUUCAGGAGGAGAGGAUCCCGAAGAAAACUUAUUGGUACUGAAAACCAUUCAAAUGUUUAGCGGUGUGCCACCGUUGAUUGGCUUUAGUUAUUUUUAGGGGGUUUAUCAAUCCGUAAAAUAAAUGCCUUUAUUUAAAAGAAAAA
Lutzomyia longipalpis is the source of this 984-nucleotide messenger RNA. It is a transcript of the gene mRpL24, whose product is annotated as probable 39S ribosomal protein L24, mitochondrial. Gene Ontology annotation, cellular component: mitochondrion; ribosome. NCBI's taxonomy places the organism in Eukaryota, Metazoa, Arthropoda, Insecta, Diptera, Psychodidae. Gene Ontology annotation, biological process: translation. The record is from RefSeq and is a predicted model, not a curated record. The transcript is spliced from 2 exons. The coding region runs from base 127 to 882 and encodes 251 amino acids. Gene Ontology annotation, molecular function: RNA binding; structural constituent of ribosome.